Messenger RNA from Peniophora sp. CBMAI 1063, 840 nucleotides. Lineage: Eukaryota; Fungi; Basidiomycota; Agaricomycetes; Russulales; Peniophoraceae. The record is from the annotation of a GenBank genome assembly.
AUGUUCCUCGACUACCAGUUCAUCUUCAUCAACCCGCCAUCUUCCACUAAUGACCUUGUCACCGAGUGGAAAUGCGCGAUCAGCAAUAUCCUCCCUCAGGAGUUGCACAAAAACUUCUCAGUCCUCGAGGGCAAGCUGUGUUCGCUACCAGUCGAGCAGCUGGCGUGUGACUGCAUCGUUUCACCUGCAAACUCGUUUGGCAUCAUGGAUGGCGGUUACGAUAUGGCGCUCUCUCGAUAUUUCAGCGCAGAUGGCGGUGACGACAUCUACGCUUUGACACGCACAGCCCAAAAGGCUAUUCAAGCUCGCUGGCGCGGGUAUGCACCGCCGGGAACUGCCACUGUAACGGCGCUCCCGUCGGGCAUUCACAACCCAGUUGGCGCCACCACGCUCGCGAUCGUGCCCACCAUGUGCCGUCCCGAGGAUGUGAGGUGGCAUCGCGAUCUCGUAUACAACGCGAUGUGGGCGCUGUUGUGCGAUCUCGAACGCUGGAACGCAGAGAACCCGGCGAAGCCUAUUCGGCGCGUAUUGAUGCCAGGUUUGGCUACCGGGACGGGAGGCGUUAGAGCGGAGGUGGCUGCGAGGCAGAUGGUCAUGGCUAUCAAGCACUUUGCGCGAGUCGAUCAGGAGCAGGGCUCGACGCAGCUCACCUUAACCUACCAUACCGACUAUCCGCUCCAUAAUCUGCUUGGCGAUGAUGACCGGCGGCGUGGGUAUGCCAAUGGGAGCUACUACCCGCUUCUCCUCGUUCGACGCAUAUCCAUUACUACAGCAAGGAUCUUACUCCCACAGCAUCGUGAGUGGCGAGCGAACGCAAUUCCUCCAGUGGCCGGCAGGUGA